This is a messenger RNA of Capra hircus (goat), 1449 nucleotides long. RefSeq lists its product as uncharacterized. The record is from RefSeq and is a predicted model, not a curated record. Lineage: Eukaryota; Metazoa; Chordata; Mammalia; Artiodactyla; Bovidae. The transcript is spliced from 11 exons. Bases 148 to 1203 code for a protein of 351 amino acids.
CUCUGCGCGACGCAUCCUGGGACACGUAGUUCAUUCAGUUCGUAGAGGCAUCAACUACAGAAGCAGAAAAACUCGGUUUCCCGGCAAGCUUCACGUGUGGGGAGCAAGGGCACAAGACGCCAGGGAGCCAGACCCCUGCCGCAGGCUAUGAGUAGGAGCCUGAGCUGGUCUGAGCAGCUCGACGCGCUUCUCAAUGCUACGGACCGAAAUGUGAGCAGGAUUAAGCAACGGCUGUAUCCACUUGGAGUCUGUACCGGGGCAGGAGACCUGGCUGGGACUUGGAUUUCCCCUCAUCACUUGCCUACUCAGUCAGGAAUCCAAGCUCAAAAGGCUUGGGCUCUAGAGGCUCCUGUAUUUCCAGAGAGGCUAAACUGGGCUGAGGCCCAGAGUACAUCUUCUCUCUGGGAUGAAGUUACUAUGCUACGAUCCCAGCUUCGAUCCCAGGCUCAGGUGACUGAAGCACUACGGCAGGCUGUCCAGGGCCUGCUGGAAGAGCGAGAGCAGCAGAAGUACCAGAUCUCUGCCCUGGAAGCAUCACUAAGGUUGCUGCAGGGCGGCCCAGAGCAAAGGGUCCUUCUCCUGGAGCAACUUCUGGAAGAGAUGAGAAGGGAACUGCAGGGCCUUCGAAGCCAAGUGCAGGAACAGGCCCGAGCCCAAAUACAGACAGGACCACAGAAGUGCUGUGCCACCAGUGGCCUUCACGAAGAGCUUCAGAAUGAGCGGCAACUGCUGUGCGAGGAGUCCCAGAUUCUUCGGGAGGAACUAAAGUUGCUACGGGACCAGCUGAGCCAGCACCAGGAGCUGCUACUGAAACAGAUAACUGAGAGGCGGCAAGCUCAGGCCUGCAGCUGGAAGAUGUUGGAUCAGCUGCAAAGUGGCCAGGAUGGCAAAGGUCACACCCUGGAGGCUGUCAGAACAGAGGUCCAGGAUGCCUGGCAGGAGCAUGACCUCCUCAGGACUUCCGUUCAUGUCCUUCAAUCUAAGCUGCCCAGGCUGCCCACCUUCGCCAUGUCGCUUUCUUCAUCUAGCUCUGAAGUCAGGCUUCUGGACAGUAACAGUAGCUGGGAACUUUUAAGGAAGCUAGAUCUCCAGAGGCAUACCCUUUCUAACCCGGAGCCCAGCAGCUUUCAGCUCCAGGCCCAGAGCCUUGAGCAAGAGGACCUAUUCUUUAAGGGCCCCAAGAUACUCCUAAGUGACCUGUAAGGACUUGUAAUGUAGUAGGAUGAAGUCUUCUUUGCUCACCUUCCCCUCCAAGGUCCUGUUUCUGAGUUGCCUGCCCCUCCCCUCUUGAUCUAGUUGCUGUUUGACCUCCCUACUGAGGCUUGUCACUGCCUGUCCAUCCCUGUCUGGCAAUUGCAAUAAAAUGGUUUAACCCUCCCUGAGAUGACACCACCCUUAUGGCAGAAAGUGAAGAGGAACUAAAGAGCCUCUUGAUGAAAGUGAAAGAGG